Molecule: messenger RNA, 1534 nt
Organism: Salvia miltiorrhiza (redroot sage)
Lineage: Eukaryota; Viridiplantae; Streptophyta; Magnoliopsida; Lamiales; Lamiaceae
Product: putative F-box/FBD/LRR-repeat protein At4g13965
Exons: 5
Coding region: 157-1398 (413 amino acids)
Molecular function (GO): protein binding
Source: RefSeq, a predicted model, not a curated record
AAUUUUUAAUUAGGAUUUAUACCUCAAUUAUAAUUUUGGAUUUGGGCGGAUUGAGGAUUUAGGGAUUAGGGAUCAAUAUUUAAGUCGAGACCGUCUCCGACUCUAAUAAUUCGGCUGGAACCAAACGACAGAAUCUUGAAAUUGAUUGAAGUAGUGAUGGACGAUUCAGAUUUUCUGCCCAAGAAGUCUUCUCGGAGAUGCGAUAGGAUUAGUGAGUUGCCUGAUGAAAUUAUCCUCGUCAUAUUGUCUUUCCUAUCACUGAGGGAAUCUGUAACCACUAGUGUUCUCUCUUCCCGAUGGUCGGAUUUGUGGAAACACACUCCUAAUCUCAACUUGGAUGCGAAGCUUCUAACCAACCGCUAUAAGAAGCCCAUAGAAAUAAUAAACUCGGUUCUCCAAUCGCAUAAAGCCCCUUCAUUGAAAGAAUUCCGAAUCUCUGUGUAUGCAAACUAUUUAGAGCAGCGCGCAGUCGCGAAAUGGCUUGAAUUUGUGGUUUCAAGACAAGUUGAGAGGUUGGAAUUGAACUUGCUGGGAACAGAGCUUGAGGUUCCAAUUUUCAAGGUUUCCCUAUUAGAGUUGUUAAGAGAGAGGCCUCAAAAUCUGAUUGGUUUUAAAUCCCUCAAGAGCUUGUGUCUGAAAGGUUUCAUAGUGAGUGGCGAGGUUAUAGACUCGUUCCUACGUAAUUGCCCUUUGUUGAAGCAAUUGGAUAUCCAUUCUUCAACUUUGACAUCUGAUGUUGUGAUUUGUGGCACGGCACUCGCGCUAGAGGAGCUCGAUAUAUAUCGUUGCGCUGGUCAAUGUUCCAUACAAGUUUCUGCUCCGAAUCUUACUUGGCUCAGGGUCCACUCCACUUCCCAGAUAUUACUUGCUUGUGCAGUAUUUUCCUGCAUUUCCAGACUGAAAACUCUCAGUUUAACCAUCCGCCGUCCCAAGGCGUUUUUAGGGAAAGCCUUUCCGCAAAUGCCUAUGUUGAAGAAGUUGUUCGUUGGAUAUGGUCGUGGAGCGUAUAAAGACGGUCUCUUGCCUGUAACGGCGUUGAUACGGGCAUCUCCUCAUCUUCAAGAAUUCAUGUUCAGGCCAACAUCUAAAGCUAGAUGGAGAGAAGUUGCAACAAAUGUUGAAAGACAUCCACAUUGGCAUCUCAAAGUGUUCAAGUUCGGAAGGUUUGUUGAGGGUGCCGGCGGUCAUCUGGAAUUGCUGAAAUAUAUUUUGGAUACUUGCGUUGCGCUUGAGAAAAUUAUUCUCCGCUGUUCAUCAAAGUCUCGGUUUUUUCUCAAAAAAAAAUCCAAGUCUCGGUUUUUAUAUAAUCAAGAGGCCUACCCACAAGCUGCCAGAGACCUCCUCGAACAGCUACUUGAUUGCAAACUGCCUGACAACAUUCAACUCUAUAUUGUUUAAUUAUCCUUGUUUUUUUCUACAGUUAUAGAAGUUCUAUGGAGAAGCAUAUAUUAUCAAAGAAUAGAGAAGGCAUCAUCACCAUUGGAUUAUAUUCAUUGAACGGUUGUGAAUCUGUGAUUGAAGAUGAUUUUAAACA